GAAACUCAGUAUAAGAAAGCAGAACAGCAUUUGCUUCAUACGCCUUUCAUGGGCUGAACGAACGACUGCCUCGAUCGAUCGGAAGACAAUGAGCUGAGUUUCCUUCCAAACAGAGCUGACACUGGAAACCAUGAACGUGACAGUGGUGAAGGACUCCAAUGGGUCUGAGCGGUGCCCCAGAGACCUGAAGACCGCACAGCUGGUGUUCCCGGCCGUCUACACCGUUGUUUUCUUCACGGGUAUCCUGCUGAACACUUUGGCCCUGUGGGUGUUCGUCCACAUUCCCAGCUCCUCCACCUUCGUUGUAUACCUCAAGAACACUCUGGUGGCUGACUUGAUAAUGACGCUCACACUUCCAUUUAAAAUCCUCUCCGAUGCGCGGCUCGGACCCUGGCAGCUCAGAGCCUUCGUGUGUCGUUUUUCUGCUGUUAUCUUUUAUGAUACCAUGUACGUGGGCAUUACACUGCUGGGGCUCAUAGCCUUUGACAGGUUCCUCAAGAUCAUCAGACCUUUCGGAAAAUUCUUCGUACAAAAACCUGCUUUUGCCAAAGGGGUCUCAACCUUCAUCUGGCUCUUUCUGUUCCUCCUCUCGCUGCCAAACAUGAUCUUGAGCAACAAGGAAGCAACACCAUCUUCUGUGAAAAAGUGUGCCUCCUUAAAGGGUCCUCUGGGGCUGAAAUGGCAUGAAGCAGUGAAUUACAUUUCCCAGUUCAUCUUCUGGACUGUUUUUGUCCUAAUGCUUCUCUUCUAUACGGUCAUUGCAAAAAAGGUGUAUGAUUCUUACAGGAAGUCCAAGAGUAAGGACAGCAAGAACAACAAAAGGCUAGGAGGUAAAGUGUUUGUUGUCGUGGCUGUCUUCUUUCUGUGUUUCGCCCCGUUCCACUUCUCCAGAAUCCCAUAUACUCACAGUCAAACCAACAGUAAGACUGACUGUCAACUGCAAAAUCAAUUGUUCCUAGCUAAGGAAACAACUCUCUUUCUGGCAGCAACUAACAUUUGCAUGGAUCCCUUAAUAUAUAUAUUCUUAUGUAAAAGAUUCACGGAGAGGAUACCGUGCAUGAAAGGGAGACAGACUGCAGCAUUCACUCAGGAAAAUCAGACAAGUCAGUCGGACAAUAUAACGCUAGGGUGAUAACUCUAUCAUGGUUAACUAUUUAUUGAUGAGACUUCAAAUGACAAUUUACUUGGGAAUCAAACCUAGGCAAUGAAAAAAAAAUGGAUUAGAACAAAAGUUUUGUUACUUUUUUACUAUCCUGGUUUAUAGAAAGGAUCAUGUCAACUUUAAUUCCACUGCAAUCUCUCCGUAGCAGAAUAAAGCCUUAGUAGGAGGAAGCACAAUAGGAAGCAAAUGGUGGCCACCAGAGGUCACCUUUUCAAGAGCAUUCACUUCCACUUUGGAAAAGGUGUAUUAUGGGGAAAUGUAUGUUUCUAAAAACACGUAUUUUUUUAAGUAUAAAAAAAUAUAUUCCUUCACUCUAAAA
Messenger RNA from Dama dama (fallow deer), 1481 nucleotides. It is a transcript of the gene P2RY13, whose product is annotated as purinergic receptor P2Y13. The coding region runs from base 131 to 1132 and encodes 333 amino acids. The transcript has 2 exons. Gene Ontology annotation, biological process: G protein-coupled receptor signaling pathway; negative regulation of adenylate cyclase activity. NCBI's taxonomy places the organism in Eukaryota, Metazoa, Chordata, Mammalia, Artiodactyla, Cervidae. Gene Ontology annotation, molecular function: G protein-coupled purinergic nucleotide receptor activity. The record is from RefSeq and is a predicted model, not a curated record. Gene Ontology annotation, cellular component: membrane.